Molecule: messenger RNA, 3444 nt
Organism: Nerophis lumbriciformis (worm pipefish)
Lineage: Eukaryota; Metazoa; Chordata; Actinopteri; Syngnathiformes; Syngnathidae
Gene: stil
Product: STIL centriolar assembly protein
Biological process (GO): protein localization to centrosome; smoothened signaling pathway; mitotic spindle organization
Cellular component (GO): microtubule organizing center
Source: RefSeq, a predicted model, not a curated record
GGUCUUCAGCACGGGGGCUUCCUAUUGGCUGCUGCGUCACCCGCCAGCAGAGUUUCAAAACAGCGCCAUGGUCAAAUUGCGCUCGAAAGACUAAACUAGUUUCUAAGGUAUUCUACGGUCUAUACUGAAUCGUUCCCGUACUCUGAUUAUAUCCCAGCAUCGUCUGAUCAUGAGCUGGCCAGUCAACCUGCGGGAUCUACCCGCUGGUGUUUUCCAAAAAGUCUUCUCUCCCGAGAAUGUGAGCGUAAGGCCUGCAGGAACGCCCCUGACAUCCCUGAGCUUCCCCAAAUCCAGAUCUGCUCUGUGGGAUGUGAGUCCUGUAGGAGAAAAGCUCUGCCUCCAGCUGUGCUCUCCCAGGAUGCCUCGGCUCCUCCUGCGUGAGAAAGCCCUUCGUCUGGCGCAGCGUCACGCCCGCCGCUGCAAAAAGUCACAUGUUCCCUUCUUCUUCCUGGGCUCCGUCUCCGUGGAUGCAGAUGAGGAGGGUGUGACUGUCAAUCUGGACCGCUUUGAUCCAGGUCGAGACCAACCUGGAACAUCAGAUCGCGUUCCCACUGUUUUGAUACCGGGAGAUGUCUUGGUUCCGUGUGUGUUCUCCACUCAGAAGACAUGUGACGACAACGUCCAAUCCGAGGCCGAGCUGUAUUCCUCCUCCUCUGACUUGCAGCGCUACGUCAGCGGCCGACAGACCCUCAAUCUGUCUCAGCUCAUAAAGGUCAAGGGUCGUAUCAACUGCCAACUGCUGGCCGACACUGCGCUCUUCGAUCUCAGCUGGUCGUAUGUCUGCCCGUCCACCUGCCUGGACGUCCAGCCGGUCCGAGCCAUCCCCAUCAUCCCCACGGCGCUACACAGGAGUCUGACCAGCCUGGGCCUGCCGGCGCCGCCCCCCACCAUCCACCGGAGAGGGUUUCUGACCAUGGAUAAGACCAGGAAGCUGGUUUUGGUGCUGGAAUCUGACCCCAAAGCCUCCAAGCUGCCGCUGGUCGGGCUCUGGAUGAGUGGCGUCAUCCACGUGUGCAAUCCUCAGGUGUGGGCCUGGUGUCUGCGGUUCCUCUUUAGCUCCGCCCUCCAGGACAGGGUACUGUCAGAAAAUGGCUCUUUCCUGCUCGUCAUCUUUGGCUCCACCCACAGAGACCCUCAGUUCUUCCAGUGUCGAGGUUCUGAUUCUGGUUCUGACGGUGGCCGAAUGGACUGCCGGUUGUUAAGCGCCACCGAAGCCGUCACGCUCUACCAGGAGGUGAAACCGGCAGACCAGCAGACUUUGCACUUUGAUUUGAGUCCAGAACGCCACGUGAGGCAGAUCCAAGCGCUCCGACAUGCUCAGGGCUCCUUCAGCAGUGGAGCUCCGCCCCCUGCCGUCCUGUCCAUCAGUAACCACGACUCGGGAGUGGAGGACGAUGACGGUUCACCGCGACCUUCGCGGAGUCCGCACUUUCCCGCUCAACAGACUCUACACGUUCAGCCGUCUGUUCCAGAACUUUCCCUGUUGAUUGAAAACAGUUUCAUCUCCAAUCACAACCUGCAGCAGGACACGGACUGGUCGCCCCACAACCAGCCCCCUCCUUCAGAAAACGCCCCCUCUUCUGCUCCUCCCGCCCACCUCCACAGCACCCCCAUCGCUGACCUCCCGCGGCCGUGCACCUGUUGCCCCGCACAUGCACACGAAUGCACGCCGGUGGUCCCAUCUGUGUUCCACGGCCCUACCCAAACGUCUGCCCCUUCCAGUCUUCACCCUGCUCCUUUUCCUCUGCCGGACUCCGCCUCCCCCGACACAUGCCCGGUUUCCUGUUCCGCCGUCCUUCCUGUUCCAGUCCCGGAGAACGAGGACCCUCCCUUCCCUAACCCUGCUUCUCCCACAUUACUCGCCUGCCAAUGCUCGAAAGGACCACAGGCGGGGGGGAUUUCACUUGACGUUUAUGUGCAGCAGCUCUACAUCCUGCAGGCUAAGGUCGAAAAGCUAUUGGAGAAUCAGGGCGACCCACCGGCCCCCAAGACCGUGACCAGUAUCGCCGUGGAAACUGGCGCCAGUCUCUAUUGGGGGGAUCAGACCCCUCCCACUCCUAUCAGCGAACCCCACGCUGCGUCCUCAUCUUCUCCUGCCCCACAUGACUAUUUCAUCAGGUCCGUGGGCGAAGCAGAGGACCGUUCUAUCGCUCGCCAAGAGGCUCUUCGCCCCACUGCUAUCCAUCCCAGGAGGAGGCAGGACGUACAGCAGCGAGAUCAGGAUGGUCUGAUUCUGCAAAAUAUUGCCAGCAACAGCAUGUUUGGGUCCGAGGCGGCAGGCAUCAUUGAGGACAACGCUCUCAUCGACCGCGAGGAGCGCGGCUGGCCAUUUAAGGAAGACAACAUGCUCGUGAUGUUGCAGAGGUUCUCCCCAGACUCCCUCAUGUUGCACAACAACAUGUCCAUGGACAGCCUGAAUUACUUGACCAAAGCCCAGAAAAAAACCCGGCGACAGACUGAAAGAGGCAGAGCGCAGCCCCCCACGCUGAGUCAGCUGUUUAGAGAGGGGGAUGCGAUCCAAAAUGCAGCUUCUGGCCGGCAACUUCAACGAGGACAAGCCAGUGGGGAACGUGCUAGACCUGGACCAACUCACACAGCUACCCAACAACAUGUCCGUGGACACCCUGAAUUUCUUCACCAAAGUCCAGAAAAAGACGUCUGCGAAUUGCCGCUACGCCGGCGACAGACUGAAAGAGGCAGAGCGCAGCCCCCCACGCUGAGUCAGCUGUUUAGGGAGGUGCGAUCCAAAAUGCAACUUCUGGCUGGCAACAACGAGGACAAGGAGAACACUGCUGCUCGCAAGCCAGUGGGGAACGUUCUAGACCUGGACCAACUCUCACAGCUACCCAAUUUCCUUUGAGCUCACCCUCGCGUGAUUUUAUUUUUUAUUGAUUGUGCAAAUAAAGUUGAUUUGGUUAAUUAUUAUUAUUAAUUGUACAAAUUAGGGUUGUCCCGAUACCAAUAUUUUAGUACUUUUCUAAAUAAAGGGGACCACAAAACAAUUUCAUUAUUGGCUUUAUUUGAACAAAAAAUCUUAGGGUACAUGAAACAUUUUUUUAUUAUUGCAAUGGAAGAACAAAGUUGUCCUUAAAUAAAAUAGUGAACAUCCGAGACAACUUGUCUUUUAGUCUUCCGCCCGAAUGCUGCUGGGAUAGUUCCAGCACCCCCCGGCGACCCCGAAAGGGACAAGCGGUAGAAAAUGGAUGGAUGGAUAAACAAACAAAGGCUCCUUAUUCGUCUGCUGACAUCUUGUCAACAUUAUGAGGGACAAUCUGAAUUAUUAAUCUACUUGUUAAUUUACUGUUAAUAUCUGCUUAUUUUCUGUUUCAACAUGUUCUAUCUACCACAAAUUUAGGUGUUGAUCCGAUACCAAGUAGUUCCAGGAUCAUACAUUGGUCAUAUUCAAAGUCCUCACAUGUCCAGGGACAUAUUUCCUGAGUUAAU